Centropristis striata (black sea bass) is the source of this 3041-nucleotide messenger RNA. Its product is annotated as tripartite motif-containing protein 16-like. The transcript has a single exon. Gene Ontology annotation, molecular function: zinc ion binding; protein binding. The record is from RefSeq and is a predicted model, not a curated record. The coding region runs from base 16 to 1677 and encodes 553 amino acids. Lineage: Eukaryota; Metazoa; Chordata; Actinopteri; Perciformes; Serranidae.
UGACUGAGAGGUGAAAUGGCGCAGAAAGGAGUUCAGCUGGACCGAGAAACCUUCUCUUGUUCCAUCUGUCUGGAUCUACUGAAGGAUCCGGUGACUACUACAUGUGGACACAGCUACUGUAUGAAGUGUAUUCAAACACACUGGGAUGAAGAGGAUAGAAAAGGAAUCUACAGCUGCCCUGAGUGCAGACAGACGUUCACACCGAGGCCUGUCCUACUGAAAAACACCAUGUUAGCAGUUUUAGUGGAUGAGAUGAAGAAGACUGGACUCCCAGCUGCUCCUGCUGAUCUCUGCUAUGCUGGAGCUGAAGAUGUGGCCUGUGAUUUCUGCACUGGGAGAAAACUGAAAGCCCUCAAGUCCUGUCUCAACUGUCCGGCCUCUUACUGUGAGAAACACCUUCAGCCUCAUUAUGAAUUACCUAUUUUUAAAAAACACAAGCUGGUGGAGCCCUCAGAGAAGCUCCAGGAGAACAUCUGCUCUCAGCACGAUGAGGUGAUGAAGAUGUUCUGUCGUACAGAUCAGAAGUGUAUCUGUUAUCUCUGCUCUGUGGAUGAACAUAAAGGCCACGACAUGGUCUCAGCUGCAGCAGAACGGACGGAGAAGCAGAAAGAGCUGGAGGUGAGUCGACAAAACAUCCAGCAGAGAAUCCAGGACAGAGAGAAAGAUGUGAAGCUGCUUCAACAGGAGGUGCAGAACAUCAAUCGCUCCGCCGAUAAAACAGUGGAGGACGGCGAGAAGAUCUUCAGCGAGCUGAUCCGUCUCUUGGAGAAAAGAAGCUCCGAGGUGAAGCAGCAGGUCAGAUCCCAGCAGGACACCCAAGUGAGUCGAGUCAAAGAGCUUGAGGAGAAGCUGCAGCAGGAGAUCGCUGAGCUGAAGAGGAAAGACGCUGAGCUGAAGAAACUCUCACACACAGAGGAUCACAACCAGUUUCUGCACAGCUACCCCUCACUGUCAGCACUCAGUGAGUCUACAUCCAGCAUGGAGAUCCGUCCUCUGCGCUACUUUGAGGACGUGACAGCGGCUGUGUCAGAAGUCAGAGACAAACUACAGGACGUCCUGAGAGAGGAAUGGAAAAAGCUCUCACUGACAGUGACUGAAGUGGAUGUUUUACUGUCAGAUUCACCAGCAGAGCCCACGACCAGAGCUGGAUUCUUAAGAUAUUCAUGUGAGAUCACACUGGAUCCAAACACAGCAGAUGCACAGCUGUUAUUAUCUGAGGGGAACAGAAAAGCAACAUUAACAGAGGAUCAUCAGUCCUAUCCACGUCACCCAGACAGAUUCACUGGAUGUUGGCAGGUCCUGAGUAGAGAGAGUCUGACUGGACGUUGUUACUGGGAGGUGGAGUGGAGAGGGGUUGAAGUUAAUGUAGCAGCUUCAUACAACAAUAUCAACAGAGCAAGUCCAUUUGCAUACAAUGACAAAUCUUGGUCAUUAGAUUGUUGUGACAACAAAUAUACAUUUUGGUACAACAACAUCCAAACUCCUGUCUCAGGUCCUCGGACCUCCAGAGUGGGAGUGUACCUGGAUCAUAGAGCAGGUAUUCUGUCCUUCUACAGUGUCUCUGAAACCAUGACUCUCCUCCACAGAGUCCAGACCACAUUUACUCAGCCUCUCUUUGCUGGACUUCGGCUUUAUUAUGAUUAUGGAGACACUGCUGAGUUCUGUAAACUCAAAUAACCAAAAUCAUUUAAAGGAUGCAAGUAAAAUGUGUUUUAACUCUUAAAGCUCCCAUAUUGUUCACCUUUGUUGUGUUUUUAUAUGAAGUUUUGUUAUCUAUAAGGAGAUAAAUAUGUAGUUUUACAUGCUAAAAAACAUCUCAGCUCAGUUGUACAUCUGCUCUCUCAGCCUCUCUCUGCAGCUCCAGCGAGCUCAGCCAAUCAGAAGAAAGGGUCGUGAAUAUCAAUGAGACAGGCUCAAAAUGAUCUGACAGUCUUGAGUGACACACCACCACCACCACCACCAGGUUAAUCACAGCUAACGGUUUGCAGCUUCUGUAAAACUCACCAGUAAAUGCAAACAGACGAUGUCCACCGCUGAGGAAAAUCAUCUCUGACUUUACAUGUUAGAGCUGGAGUCAGAGCCUGAAUCCCAGAUGAUGCUUCCCUUUGAAACAUGAAAUAUAUUACUGGUUCUAUUACGGGUCGUAGAUUUGGAGUCCGACAUGAUAAUGUGGAGCCGAUAUUUCUCAAAUGAAAAUGCUAAUUUCUGUGAACUAAAUUUUUGUUGAAUAUUUGAAUGUUGUUUUUCUUUCUACGUUUGGUUUGUUAAACCAAAUGUUGCUGUUAUAAUCAACGUACAAAAGAGGCUCUAUGAUGUAAUAUAAAACUAUAAUUGUCUGUACAAGAAAUCACUGAACAAAAAUCAUUUAACAAACUUCACUGAUGGGAUGUGUGAACAAACACAUUUUUUUCCUCUGUCUGUUUUUAUUUUAUUUACUGGAGCCUGUCAGUGCUCAUGAUAGAUUGUAUUUCCAUUUUUUUCCUCUUCUACUGUAUGGCUUUUAAAACACAGGUAUUUUUGUUCUCACAAUUUGGAAAUUUGUAAACAAAAUCAAUAUUUCUCUUUUCAUUCAUUUGUCAGAAAUUUUAUUUUUUUCCUUAUCUAAAUCAAUAUACAAAAGAGGUACAAUGGUGUAUUAUUAAACUUCACUUGUCAUUAUCAUAAUCGAAACAGGAAUAUUGAAUGAAUGUAAAUACAAACCACGCCUGUCUGGCCUAUCUGAAUACAGAUGCAGGUUACUGAGGACAGUUCAGCUAUUCACCAUGAAUGGAAAUAGAAAAAAUUCUAUGGUGUUUUCUGAUGGUGUAAGGGAAAGCUUAACUCAGCUGAUAUUAAGUUAAUCAGACUUUUUUCUAGAUUGAUGUGAUGGAAUGUGCUUUAUUAAACAGCAAAUGUCUGCUAUAAAUAACCUCCUUCCUGAUAUUAAGUUUCAUCCAGCUAUCACUGACCCUUAAAGUUUAAAACUCCUUCUCCAAGGCUAAUUCUGUUUAUCUUCUCCUCUGUGAUUGGUUAGAGAAAUCAAUGCAAGGAAGUGGCUUUUA